AUGGCGCCGAAGAAGCGAAAAGGUCGAAAGGGAACGCGUCAACGAGCGCAACAAGAAACACGCCUUCAUGAGCCCCGUGUGUCACAGUCUGGAAGACCAUCCAUCGACAGAGAAAGCGACAGAUAUCCAGCUGCAUCAUCCAGCAUGGCCGGGACCGAGGAGGACGAGGAAGCCGCAGGCGGCGAUACUGUCGCCGACCUCAGGGAUGACCCUGAAGAUGACAAUGACAAUUUCGAGGUAGCUUCUCUUUAUCCAGCCAGCCAAGUCCGACAUGGCGCAAUGAGCACAUACAGGUCAGCUGGCGGACAUUUCGUGGCUGGAGAUUCGCGGACAGCGUCAACUCGGUCUCUAUGGACCAUGGACCUCGAUUAUCGUGAACUGCAUGGUCGCCGAUAUUGCCGAGAGUACCACAUGCCAAACGAUGAGAUCGAACAGCUUCGGCUGACAUUGCUGCACCAAGUCUUCUUGCACAUCUUUGAUGGAGAACUGAGUCUUGCUCCGUUCGACGAGUUGCCCUCGCAUAUCCUUGAUGUUGGCACUGGCACUGGUGAAUGGGCAAUUAGGAUUGCAGAGAUGUAUCCAGAAUGCGAAGUGGUGGGAACCGACAUAUCAGCCAUUGCCGAAACCGAAAGCGUUCCUGUCAACGUGUUUUUUGAAAUCGAGGACGCCGAAGACUGGGACCGACCGCCGGACCACUACGACAUGAUCCACAUGCGCUGGUUAUCGGGCGCCUUUCGUGACUGGAGUUUUAUUUACGACUGCGCUUACUACUCGCUUAAGCCUGGUGGGUGGAUAGAGGUCCUCGACUUGGAUGGAUUUGAUACCAUUGAUUUUUUCAACAAUCACUUCCCGCCCGAAUCGCCUAUCCAUAAGUUAUUCAGAGACAUCCACAUAGCCGCGGAUAUGGCGGGGCGAAAGGUGUCCAUAUCUCAUCUGAACGCACCUGAUUUCAUGGAAGCGGGCUUUGUGGAUAUCCGAGUGGUGGACUAUUCUCUUCCCGUCAUGUUUGACGAGCCAUCGGUUGAUAAGAUUUGGUUAAUGGCUCUUAUAGACGGCAUCGAGUCCAUGGCUUUGCGCCUCCUGACUGAGUACAUGAAUUGGGAUCCGGAAGAGUGCAAAGCCGUCUGCGAACAAGUGGCUUGGGAGUUGGCCAAUAUCACAAAGAAUCCCGAGGCUGCCAAGUCUCUCACUACCAAGCUCCGCGUCAUCGUAGCGCGAAAACCUCUUCAGGCACCUAGGUCAAACGCCGCUUGGCCAGCGGAUGAACCUUUGUCUCUGCGAACUCGAAGAGAGGAGGGAACACCCGAGCUGGACUCUGCAUCGAACGCAACACCGCGCCAGACAACCGAGCAUUUUGUCACGCAGACUUUACACCAAGUGCCACAUGUUGAAUCCUUAUAAGAAGUGGCAGGGGAGAAGU
Messenger RNA from Trichoderma atroviride IMI 206040, 1420 nucleotides. Lineage: Eukaryota; Fungi; Ascomycota; Sordariomycetes; Hypocreales; Hypocreaceae. The record is from RefSeq and is a predicted model, not a curated record.